AUCGAUACAGCGCUACACAUCACUAGCUAUUGUUAUUGCAAAUAAAAAAUUCGCUUAUUUGCCAAAAUUUGGAAAAGUUUAAAUAAAACAAGUAAAAUACACAACAAUUAUUCAGACAACGGUAGACAGUGCUUUUUUGCAGAGUACAACUGUUAAAGCAUAAAACAAGAAAUAAACCUCGCCCGCGUUAAUUAAAUAGCAACAACAACAAAAAAUACCAAAGAAAUACCAAAUGCCGUACAUUAUCAUACGCGGCAAUCUAGCCUCCUACAGUCACAAAUAUCCAUGGCGUGUACUCGUCUCUGGAUUGAAAGCUGACGAUAUCGAGCAGUUGAACAAAUUUUCAUGUGGGGGCUACAGCGAUGAGUCGACGAUUGUCUAUUUAGUGCAUCCCUGUCGCAUUUUGUCAGCGCUAGAGAUUUUGGGCUUUCGUGUGGUUGCGAGUUCAUCGACGGCAGUGAAGCAGGAUUAUAACGAAUAUAUGUGGACGAUGCGCAAGGAGUUCGACGAACCCGAACCCGAGUCUGAAACUGUAUCCGUUGUCCGUGAAAAUCUAUCAAAUAUUGGUCGCGAGGCCGCCAGUUUAGGCAACUAUCACAAGGUUGAUUCGCCGGAGUAA
Drosophila albomicans is the source of this 619-nucleotide messenger RNA. RefSeq lists its product as uncharacterized. Bases 233 to 619 code for a protein of 128 amino acids. Gene Ontology annotation, biological process: negative regulation of biosynthetic process. The record is from RefSeq and is a predicted model, not a curated record. Lineage: Eukaryota; Metazoa; Arthropoda; Insecta; Diptera; Drosophilidae. The transcript has 4 exons.